UUGACGCAUAGUAAAAGAAAAAAGUUGUGUAGAUGUAAGCUCUGUGAAAAUUAAUAAAUUUUAUUGAAAAAGUAAAUAAUUUCACUAGAAAUUUGUUUAAUAAGUUGCAACUAGUUUUAUACUAUAACAAUUAAAUGAAAUUUUUGUAAAAGAAGGAAAACAAGUAAGAAAAAACAAUAAAAACACUGUAUACAAAACGAAAAAAUAAUCAUUAGAAACGACGAAAAGCCGCAUUUGUGUGUUACGGGUUGUUUGCAAUAUCUUUUUUUGUUUGUGAAAUUGUAUAUAUAACCGAUUGAUUAUUGUAAGCGAAGCAACAAAAAAGGAAAUCAAUGAAAAUCAUGGCUGAUUUAGAUGCUGUACAUUUGGGUUUAGAUGAAAAUGAGGCAGACAUUGCUGAGGAACUGCAACAUUUUGACGAUUCUUUUGACACUCGUAGCGAAGCCUCCGAGUCUGGUUCAGAGUCGUCUGACUCUCAGCCUAGCAUAAGUUCGGUUAGUACCACGCAGUCGAAUAAAUCGAAAGAGAAGAGAAAAAUUAAAAAAACCGACAAGUCUUCAAAGGACUCCAGCACCAACAAGAAGUCUGCACUAAAACGUUCAAGCUCAAGUUCUAAGGAUAAUGCAGCAGCUGUUAAUGGCAAGUCAUCUUCUUCUAAAAAGAAAAAAUCAGAAUCGAGUAAAACUGCUGAUACUUCCACUGAUUCGCUGGAAAAUAAAAAGAGUGAAACAACAGCUAAUGAAUCUAAAUCAUCACGCAAAAAGUCCAUUGACAAUGCACAAACUUCUUCCUCUAACAAUGCCAAUGUUAGUGGCAGUGCCAAAAGUGAGGCCAGCGAUGACGAAGCCGUCAAACCGAAAAACUCUACUCCGUUUGAUAGCGAUUCCGAAUCAGAGGAUUCUGACUCAGCGGCAAAUAUAAAACGUAAUGGUCGCAAAAAUACCUCGAAAAGUGCUUCGCCCGAAAAGAAAACUGUUUCCUCUAGUGGUGGAAGUAAAAGUGUCUCUUCGUAUGAUUAUAAAACAAAAUUAAAUUAUUUAUUUCGUGAUACACGUUUCUUCCUAAUCAAAUCGAAUAAUGCAGACAAUGUGGCUAUAGCGAAGAGUAAAAGUGUCUGGGCCACUUUACCACAAAAUGAUGCCAAUUUGAAUCAGGCUUUCAAGGAGGCUCGUAAUGUUUUACUUAUCUAUUCCGUUAAUGAGAGCGGAAAAUUUGCUGGCUUUGCCCGCAUGAGCGCCCAAUCACGUCGUGAUUUAACCCAACCACCAUGGGUUUUACCUCCAAGCAUCUCAGCUAAAGCAUUGGGUGGUGUUAUCGAAAUAGACUGGAUUUGUCGCAAAGAGCUAUCGUUCAACUGUACCUCCCAUUUGUACAAUUCAUGGAAUGAAGGUAAACCGGUAAAAAUUGGUCGUGAUGGUCAAGAGAUUGAACCUAAGGUGGGUGCGGAGUUAUGUCGUCUUUUUCCGGAAGACGAGAAAAUCGAAUUGACACCCAUUUUAAGGAAAUCAAAGGAAACUGCAAAAGUAAUGAGGGAGAAGGGCAUACGUGUGAUUUAUAAACCACCAAAAAGUCUAUCAUCACGUGGCGGCGUAGGAGGUGGCCGUGGAAAUCAUCAUUAUCGUAGUGGUGGUGGCGGUGAUCGUCGUGAGGGUGGUGGUCCUAUGCGUCAUAAAAGAUCUUAUGGCGGUCCUCAUCGCCCUUACAAAUUACCACAUAUGGGUCAUCCGGGCUCAAGUUAUAAACGUGGUGGUUCACCCUUUGGUCGUGGUGGUCCGAUGGGCGGUGGCAGCGGUGGCUCGAGAGCAGGUGGUGGUGAUUCUUCUUUACCUCCUUGGGAAAGGUAUAUGACACCAACAGCUGCUGCCGAGGCCUACUUAGCAGACUAUAUGCGUACUAUGCAUGGUCAGCUGCCGCCACUGCCUUUUGUACCACCAUUCGGUCAAAUACCACCUCCAACGGCUGGCGGUACUGCUGUACCACCUCCUGGCUUGCCAGGCUCCAUUUAUGAACAAUUGCCGCCACCAGCUAGAUAUUACGAUGGUCCUCCAUUGCCCGACUAUCCUCCACCCCAGCCUAUGCGUCCUCCACCACCAGGUUAUGAUAAGAAUGCUCCUUCAUUCGAAGAUUUCGCAGCUUGGAAGCAUGCUGGUCUACCUACCGGUAGUUUGCCACCCGGCUUCCCACCCAAUAUGUCUGGUGGUGCUGGUAAUGGUGGUGGUAGUUCCGCUGCAGGAGGUGGUAGCGGCAGCAGUGCUGCCGGCGGGCUUGGCGGCAACAACAACUCCAACUAUCGCGGAAACCGCAACAGCAACUCCAGCUCUAACUCAAAUGCGAAUCGUUCGCGUGAUCGUGCAGGUCGUGCUAAUGACUACCAUCAUCGUGGUGGUGGCAGUGCGGGCGGUUCAUCACGUAGUGGAGGCAGUGGUAGUGGUGGUGGUGGCGAUCGUGAUCGUCACUUCCGUGGCGGUAAUGAACGUAAUAGUGGACGUAAUUAUCGAGAUAAUCGUCGUUAAGUGUUUAAACAUCUAUCGCUUCAUUGCUAUCUCUUUAAUUUUUUCUAAUUUUUAUAAAAUUAUCGAAUCGUAUGCAAUUUUUGUGUUUUCACUGAAAAUCGCCAAGUGUAAUAACUUAAAAAGAACAUGCCUCAAAAUAAUAAAUCAACCAACCAACCAUUACACACCUCCACUCCACUCAACUCUACUCUAUGCAACGUAGUGUUUUUUUUUAUUUGAAAAUAUUUAAAAAAGGUGUUAAACAAAAAUGAAAAGGAAAAAAGUAUUCUCAACUUUUUAAAAGUGUUUUAAAAUCGUUUUAA
This is a messenger RNA of Lucilia cuprina (Australian sheep blowfly), 2815 nucleotides long. It is a transcript of the gene Ythdc1, whose product is annotated as YTH domain-containing protein 1. Bases 333 to 2513 code for a protein of 726 amino acids. Lineage: Eukaryota; Metazoa; Arthropoda; Insecta; Diptera; Calliphoridae. The transcript is spliced from 3 exons. The record is from RefSeq and is a predicted model, not a curated record. Gene Ontology annotation, molecular function: N6-methyladenosine-containing RNA reader activity; mRNA binding. Gene Ontology annotation, biological process: mRNA splicing, via spliceosome; regulation of alternative mRNA splicing, via spliceosome. Gene Ontology annotation, cellular component: nucleoplasm.